AUGCCUACCCUCGAGCUUCACAAUGGCUAUCCGCUCUGGCACUAUAUUCCCAACCGGCCUGCAGCCGUCAUCUUUGUUGUUCUUUUUGCGUGCGCGACAGCGUACCAUACCUUUGUGCUGUUCAAGCACCGACUUUGGUUCUGCCUACCAUUUGUCAUUGGCGGUUUCUUUGAAACUAUUGGUUAUGUCGGCCGGUUCCUCGCCUACGACAAGACGGGCGAGCUGAUUCCCUACAUGCUCCAGUCCAUCUUCCUCCUACUUGCACCGAUUCUCUUUGCGGCUUCGUUAUACAUGACCCUCGGUCGCGUGAUCCGCGCCGUUGACGGCGAGCAAUUCUCCAUGAUCCGUUCGAAAUGGAUCACCGCGAUUUUCGUCACGGGCGACGUUGUCAGUUUCAUGAUCCAAGGUGGUGGAGCGGGUAUUCUGGUCAAGGCCGACUCUGCCAGCAGCCAGAACACAGGCCAGAACAUCAUCAUUAGUGGCCUCAUCUUCCAGAUUCUCAUCUUUGGCAUUUUCUGCGUGGUGUCCCUCUCUUUUCAUCUUCGAUUCGUGAGAAAGGGGCUUGUGAACUGCUACUUGGACAUUCCCUGGAGCUCUGUCCUCGCCAUGCUCUACGCCACCUCUGGACUGGUCAUGCUUCGAAACAUCUUUCGCGUCGUCGAAUACGCCAUGGGGCAGGACGGCUAUCUUUUGUCGACUGAGUGGUGCGUAUACGUUUUUGACGGCGUUCUCAUGUUUCUAGCCGUGGCCUUAUUCGCCACUAGAUAUCCGAACCGACUCUAUCCCCGGGACCGAGCGGACACGGCGAUGGAACUUAUAGACCCUGUCGAGCAGCGGAAAGAUCGUGACGCAGAGUUCUCUGUUUAG
Akanthomyces muscarius is the source of this 867-nucleotide messenger RNA. RefSeq lists its product as uncharacterized. Gene Ontology annotation, cellular component: membrane. Lineage: Eukaryota; Fungi; Ascomycota; Sordariomycetes; Hypocreales; Cordycipitaceae. Bases 1 to 867 code for a protein of 288 amino acids. The transcript is spliced from 2 exons. The record is from RefSeq and is a predicted model, not a curated record.